Molecule: messenger RNA, 594 nt
Organism: Monascus purpureus
Lineage: Eukaryota; Fungi; Ascomycota; Eurotiomycetes; Eurotiales; Aspergillaceae
Source: the annotation of a GenBank genome assembly
AUGGAUAACAGCUUACUCGACCCUCUUCUUGACCUGGAGGAGAAACUCUACAAGGAAGGCUAUGAUCUAGGUGUCUCAGAUGGGAUUGAAGCUGGAUAUACCGAAGGCAGCGUCUUUGCUGUUGAAAAAGGCUUUGAAAAAUUUUUGGAAAUAGGCAGGCUAUACGGUAAAGCCUUGGUCUGGGCCCACAGACUUGUUGAUUCUGAUCCCUCUAAAAACCGAAUCAUCGGGGACAAAACUAAAGAAGAAUGUCCUGCUCCCAAUGGUAAGGCAAUUGAAGGCCUCUAUUUUUCUUCGGGACCGUCUGCCUGUGGUGGGAUGCCGAGUCUUCCUCAAAGCUCAAGAUUGGCUAAGAAUAUCUACACCUUGCUGGAAUUGGUGGAUCCUGCAACCCUUGCUAUGGAAAACACGGAAGAUGCAGUCUCUGAUACAGAGGAACGCUUGAGGGGUGCAUUGAUAAAAGCAAAACUUAUCCAACGUGUCCUUGGGGAGCGCGAGGAUACUUCGGAUAUUCACCCAGACGCGAGAGAGACUGCAACUGGAGAUGGAACAGGGAGCAUCGAAGAUAUCAGUUCCUUGACCAUCCGGCAUUAA